Molecule: messenger RNA, 2786 nt
Organism: Salarias fasciatus (jewelled blenny)
Lineage: Eukaryota; Metazoa; Chordata; Actinopteri; Blenniiformes; Blenniidae
Exons: 5
Coding region: 371-1054 (227 amino acids)
Source: RefSeq, a predicted model, not a curated record
AGUGUGUGUGCGUGUGUGUGUGAUGAGUGUGUGACGCUUCGGCGCUCCGGAGUGCGGCUUCUCUCGAAGAACAAUUAUAAAAUAUAGUUACUUUGGCGCGGACAAGUCGUCCUCCUUGGACCUGUGAGGGAUAAAACAAGAAACAAACUGAAGCCUGGAGACAUUUGUGGUUUUAUCGCGCAUAAUAAUCCAUAUCGUGCGCUCCUCUCGCGUGUUGCGCACUUAUUUUUUACAGGUUUUUAUUUAUUUUCUCUGCUGUUGUUGUUAUUCUGAUACAAAACCACUGCCGUGUCUGCAGAUGUCUCUGUGAACACUGGUGAGUGUCUCCUACGGAAGGAUUACUGGAGAAAAACCCAAGGCCGAUCUGGAGAUGAGGAACCAGAGGAAACAAGCCGGACUGUGCUUCAUGCCGGAUCGAUGGAAGACGUUGACCUGUGUGGGGUUUCUUCUGAUGAUAGCUGCGCAUUUCCCGAAUCCUGCAGCUGGUCAGCAGGGGUUCACGGUGAGCGUUACUCCGAAGCUCCUCCAGGCGAAGGAGCAGGAAAACGUCUCGCUGACGCUGCUUUUCCCCUCGGACCCCGACGGACCCCCUCCACCACUGUACGUGGACCUGAUGUGCCCCAAAACUGUGCGGAGUGUCUACAACUACGACAGUUAUCCUGAGGCCAGGGAGUACGUCCAUAACGACUACCGCGGCCGUCUGGAGUGUUUCAAGUUCCCCUCUGAAGGCCGGGUGGAGUGUUCCAUCGCUGACCUGAGGCUGAGCGACUCGGGCAGAUACGUCUUCAUCAUCGCUGCUGGUGAUAAAAGCAACUUCACCAGUUUUGAUCUCGUGGUUACAGGUGGGGAACUGGAGUUGCCAAGCCAGCCACCAAGCCAGCCACCAAGCCAGCCACCAAGCCAGCCACCAAGCCAGCCACCAAGCCAGCCACCAAGCCAGCCACCAAGCCGGAUGGGGGUUUAUGUAUGUGUGUGUUUGAUGACAGUGGUGAUCGUCGCUCUUUUAAUACGUUGUUUCACUUUUAAUCCUUCCCAUGAGGACAGUCAGUGUUAAAGGGUCCAGGUUUUCAGAUUUAGGUUUGGAAACCACACAUUUCUUCAAUCUGUAGACAUCAUGUAUAUAUAGUUAUGUUUCCACUUUUCAAAAACUACAUUGAAACUCUGAAUGUAGGGUUUUCAGCUGACAGAUCGCUACACAGUCUACCUCCGUUUGUUACAAGGCUGCUGUCAGCGGUCGCCAGUUCAAAUGCUGCCAGUUUCAAUGGCAUGAAAAGUGAAAUAUAUUAUUUCACUGUUUAGCCAGUCCAGUGAAUUUAAGCUAUUCAAUUCACUGAAGUGACCAGGCUUUAAUGUGGCAGCUACAAAAAAAGCUAACAAAUGAAAAGUGUAUUUUUUUGAAAAGCUGCCAUAUCAGAAAAGUGAGAAGUAUGAAAAGUUAUCAUACCUCACUGCCAGCACUUUAUUAGAUGGCGGACAGAUCAAAGUGAAAAUCUGCUGCUAUCGAGCUGUCUGAUUUUCAUAGAUGUGCCUGAGCUCAUCUAUACAAAAGCACUUUCAGGCCUCGUUCACACGACGACGACGAUCAACUGAAAACGACUCUUUUCUCUGCGUUUUGGUUUCACAAACGUUUUGUGUUCAGACGGCGACCUCUCAAAGACAAUGUUUACACACAAGGAAACACCAGAAAAAUGGAUGUCAGGCCACUAGUUGGUGUCACUGCUGAUCUCCAACACGACCACACAUCUACACACACUGAGAAGGAGACGAUGUAAACACUGAAGUGCCUUCAAACUGUCUUCCUUCCUCGUUCAGGGAUGUUGGACUAAGCUGGAGUUCAAAAGAACGGCACAACCAUCUCCUCCACUGUUAUUUUACCUGUUUACACAGAGAUGGUUCCAUCCUGGAAACAAAACCGUUGUCACUUUAACUCACAGCUAAAACGCAGAGAAAGUUUGCCGUUUUCACAAAAAAGUUGUCGUGUGAGCAGGUCCUCCAGGCUGUGUUCACACUUCGGGGUGGAGCUCACAAAAGAUGAAAGAAAUAAAAUAAAGCUAAAUAUUCCUCUGUAUUCUUACUGAUACAAAUAAGUGUUAAAAGAAUUGUGAGCUCUGAAGCCGUGUUGCAUUAUGGUAGAAAUGUAGCAGGAUGCGUGUUGGAGUGGGACUCUUAUCAGAACUCACCAACAGUUUCUCAUAUGAAAAAAGAACCAGCAACAGGAAUCACUUUGCUUCAAGGAGGCAGAGCUUCUGAAACCAGGGAUGUUCGAUGUUGUGUUUUUCACUCCAUGUCCAAUACGCCAAUAUUGGCCAACUCUUAAUUCUUAGUUCUCAUAUCUACUGAUGAAUAUGUGCAGAGUGUUUUCCCCAACACUAACUCUCAUUAUUCCACUGUGAUGCCUCUCUGAUGCCUGUAAACUUCUCAGGACCCCAUUUCGAACAAGCAUUAUUUAAUGGGGUUUUCAUUAUCGCCAUAAAAUCCGUUACCAGUGUUAGAUCAUCAUGUUAAAGGGACUGAAGUCAACUUUACAAAAUGUUCCUCAGUGCUGCCGCGAUAGGCGCUGUGGGGAACUGCAGCCAGCAGCCAAGCGGCACGGGAGCGUGCACCGUCUUCGUUUUUUUUUUGUUUUUUUGACUCGCGAGAUAACGCUGAUAAAGUCCUUUUUUCUUCGUGGUGGCACUUUUUUCGGGCUUUGAUUGGAUGCAGGUCGUUUGAUGGCUGCUGAAGAAUCCAUUUGUAUCCCUGCAGCAGGGUUUCUUGCAGGAACAAAGUUUGGAUGGGGGGAGCGA